CAUAAAAUAUGAGACACAGUUCACACUGAACGCCAAACAGUUCAACAUGUGGACACUUAUACUUGUCUUGUCCAGUCUAUUUCCAGCUGGAAUUGCUGCUGUAACUACAGUAACUGGAUACAAGGGCCAUUCAGUUCAGAUCAGAUGCCCUUAUAAGUCUGGAUAUGAAACCCACAUGAAAUAUCUCUGCAGAGGAGAAUGUUAUACUUUCCAGAUUAAAGACAUCCCUCUUGAUUCUGAAUCUGCGAAAGACAAGAGAUUCUCUCUGAAUGAUGACACAGCAGCCAGAGUCUUCACUGUCACCAUCACUGAUCUGAGAUCAGAGGAUGGAGGAAAAUACUGGUGUGCGACAGAGCAGAAAGUGCGUGAUGACUACACAGAGAUUCUGUUAGUGGUUAAAGUGGAUCCUGCCAGUAGUAGCAUCUCACACUCCACCUACUGCCCUCCCAUACUCUCUGUCAGCACAUCAGUAGGUAUCGGGUGCACACAGUCAGUACCAGAACCUUUCAAGUUACAUCAGGUUGGAUGGGGAGCUUAG
This is a messenger RNA of Electrophorus electricus (electric eel), 538 nucleotides long. The record is from RefSeq and is a predicted model, not a curated record. NCBI's taxonomy places the organism in Eukaryota, Metazoa, Chordata, Actinopteri, Gymnotiformes, Gymnotidae.